This is a messenger RNA of Gongylonema pulchrum, 276 nucleotides long. The record is from the annotation of a GenBank genome assembly. Lineage: Eukaryota; Metazoa; Nematoda; Chromadorea; Rhabditida; Gongylonematidae.
AUGGGACGUUACUCGCCGAACAGUGCCCAUCGUUGCCCAUGUCAGCCAAACACCUUUAACUGUGCGCGUGUGACCAGACACUUGAAUCCGAAUCCCAGCCGACUAAUUCGCAAUCUACAGCGUGCCAAUGUCUUCGAAGAAAAUUUCUUGAAAUUACCCCUUGGCCCAAACAGGCGACUUGAUAGUGCUUACCGCUUCUAUUAUUACACUCGAUUAGAUGAUGUCGACGCUUUUAUUGUUUUGAAUGAAUUGGCAGUGUUUCACGCCAGGGAGUAA